Messenger RNA from Clonostachys solani, 1977 nucleotides. NCBI's taxonomy places the organism in Eukaryota, Fungi, Ascomycota, Sordariomycetes, Hypocreales, Bionectriaceae. The record is from the annotation of a GenBank genome assembly.
AUGGAUUCAACGUACUGUUCGUUGCACAUGAGACGCAAGGCUCUUGUUGCCCAGACGGAACGCUCUUGUCAUUUGGAUCUCACUAAACUAUGGUGCGGCAUCUCCGCAACGGUCAAGGAUGAUUCCACGCUUGUUGUUGGUUUGGCCAUUCGUGAUAUACUCUACCUAAGAGAUUUCUAUGAGGUGAAAGUCGUGAUUGACAGUGGGUCUGGUCGCGAUGCAGUCGCCAACCAUCUCAUCGAAUUCCUGCGGCUAUAUGAGCGCGAAAACUUGGCAAAGUUCAUCGGAUGCGGUAUCCCCAGUACGCUUAUCGACCAUAUCGGCAAUCUUUGCUCGCGCCUGUGGCUCGAACUUGAUAUUGUCCCCAUAGUCAUGCCGACCAAGAGCCUUCACCACGCCAGAGGUUGUUGGAUGGCAAAGGCUGUUGAUGAGCAGGCUGACUCGAUGGCUCGGAAAUGCAUCGUAUACUUUGGACCGUCCGCCGUGCCUAGACUUCAGGUAGGCUGGCAUGGCGUUGUGCAGGUCUCAAUCAGCGGCAUGGCUCGCCUGGCCAGACUCCAAGACUACGAGGCCAUCUCCUCGCGUGGGACUUGGGAGGCGAUGGCAUUUUACGCAGAUAAGAUGCGACAGAAAGGGACCAAGGUGGCAUUCUUCAGCGCCACGCCCCACGCCGGCGGUGUUGCAACAGCGCGUCACGCCCUCGUCAGAUUUUCCAACCUACUUAACUUGGCCAUCACAUGGCAUGUUCCGAAGCCCCGGAAAGACGUCUUUCGCAUUGCCAAAACCAUUCAAAACAUACUCAGAGGCGUCUCCAAACCUUAUCGGUAUAUACUACCAGCAGAUAGAGCUGCUAUGCUCGAUUGGACUGCCGAAAAUGCCGAGCGGUACUGGCUCGUGGAAGGCGGGCCCCUUCGUCCACCAGCAGAGGGUGGCGCCGACAUAGUCGUUAUCGAUGACCCGCAGAUUAUGGGUUUAAUACCCAUUGCCAAAGCGGCCGCAAAAGAUCGUCCGGUCUUAUAUCGCUCCCACAUCCAGCUCCGGGCUGACCUCAUUGAGAAGCUCGGUACUCCUCACAACGAGGGUUGGAAUUUUGUCUGGGACUAUCCACCCUAUCCCGGGGUCUAUCCCCCCGUGGUGCCACGCGAAAAGGUUGCGUACUUGCCUACAACUAGCGAUUGGCUCGAUGCCUUGAAUAAGAAUAUUAGCCCGUGGGACACGGGAUUCUACAUGCACAGUUACAACGCCCAAUGCUACAAAUAUGGCAUGACAGAGCUGGAAUGGCCUGCUCGCAAAUACAUCAUCGAAAUUGUGCCCUUUGACUAUGCAGAAGGAGCAUCAACCGUGAUCAGCGCGUACGCCACUUUUCGCGACGUUAUUAGCGAGACAACCUCAGUCAGCCCUCCCCAACUCGUGAUCUGUGGCAAUGGUUCUGUCGAUGACCCCGACAGGAAAUUCAUUUACAAGGAGAUUAUGACCGAUAUAGAUACAAAGUAUCAAUACCUCAAGCAGGAUAUCAGUGUGAUGCCAGUGGAAGGAAGCGACCAGCUUUUUAACGUCCUCAUCAGGAAUGCUAAUGUCGUGCUGCAGCUUUCCUCCUCUGAGGGUUCCGAUGUUAAGGUGGCCGAGGCUCUACAUGCCGGCCGUCCCGUUAUUGCUUCACGUUCUAGCGGCACCUCGCUCCUAAUUAAAGAUGGAGCGAAUGGGUUUCUGGUAGAGCCGGGGGAUCAGGACGCUGCGGCAGGCUGUUUAGUGGGCCUUUUCACCGACAACAAGCUAUACGAGAAGAUUUCUGCUGCCGCUAAAACUGGACUGAGUGAGGAAGUCAGUAAUGUCGGGGAUGCGCUUGCCUGGUAUUACUUGGCGUCUAAGUUUGCGGCGGAUCCUGGCUUUAAGUGCAAUGAGAGGUGGGUGAAUGAUAUGGCGAGGGAAGAGGCCGGCAAGCCUUACGCACCAGAGGAGAAUCGCUUACCUCGCUAG